CGUAACCAAUAAGGUGAGAGAGAGAGAGAGAGAGCAAAGAAACCCCCAGCUGGUUUCCGUGGAAGACAAAUACAAUACCACAUUUCAUUCAUACCUCUUCUUCUUUGACAUUUCUUUCAAAAGUCCAACCAAUUUCCAGAUCAAUCAUCCUAUUCCUAUUGCACUUUCCCAUUCAUGGAAACAUAACAACACAAACAAACACCAACAAUGGGAAACUGCAUACCUUCUGCUUCUGCUUCAGAAACCACCCAGUCAACCAUCUCCGUCAAUCGAAGCACCAACACCAAACCCUCUUCCACCACAGGGACAUCAAUUGGAACGAGCAAUGGUGUGGGAAUUUCGGGGACGAGUACUAGUACCGGCUAUAGCCGGUUUUCGGAGGCGGCGUCACCGGCCGGAGAGGUGUUGCCGGCGGCGGACUUGAAGGUGUACACGUAUUCGGAUUUGAAGGCGUGUACUAGAAGUUUUAAGUCUGAUAUGGUUUUGGGUGUGGGGGGUUUUGGGACUGUGUAUAAAGGUUGGGUUGAUGAAAAGACUUUGUUGCCCUCCAAGAAUGGGACUGGGUUUAUGGUGGCUAUUAAGAAGUUGAAUCAUGAGAGUGUUCAAGGGUUUCAGGAAUGGCAGUCCGAAGUGAACUUCUUGGGACGGCUUUCUCAUCCUAACGUGGUGAAGCUUCUUGGGUACUGCAGGGAAGAUAGAGACCUUCUACUUGUAUAUGAGUUUAUGCAGAAGGGAAGCUUAGAAAACCAUCUUUUUAGACGAGGUUCUGCAGUUCAACCACUUUCUUGGAAUUUACGGCUUAAAAUAGCCAUAGGUGCAGCUCGGGGGCUAGCUUUUUUACACAGUUCCGAUGACAACGUCAUUUACAGAGAUAUUAAGGCCUCUAAUAUAUUGCUCGAUGGGAACUACAAUGCAAAAAUUUCAGAUUUUGGGUUGGCGAAACUAGGUCCUUCAGGAGGAGUGUCACAUGUAACAACAAGGGUGAUGGGGACGCAUGGCUAUGCUGCUCCUGAGUACAUUGCUACAGGCCAUUUGUACGUAAAGAGUGACGUGUAUGGAUUUGGGGUCGUGCUACUUGAAUUGAUGACGGGUCUACGAGCACUUGACACAAAAAGGCCCGGCCCACAGACUAACCUGGUCGAGUGGGCCAAACCGUUGCUCCCAAACAGGAAGAAGUUAAAAACAAUAAUGGAUGCAAGGAUAGAAGGCCAAUACUCAAGUAAAGGUGCAAUAAUGCUAGCUCAAGUCAUCCUUCAUUGCCUAGAACAGGAACCACGAAAACGGCCCGCCAUGAAAGAAGUGGCGGAUAUUUUGGAGCAGAUAUAUGCUAUCAAGGUCAAAACCUAAGGAACAAUUUAAAUUCUUCUUUUUCUUUUUUGUAGCAUGGUUUCAUUUUUUAUUUAUUUUAGCGUUACGCGCAUCAUAGCUAGCCCAUGGCCCGACGGGAAAUUUGUGUCUACAAAACUGCGUAAACAGUUUUCCUUCGCAGCUUUCGCGUGAUUGUAUGGUCGAUAUGUAUAUUUUUUGGAUCUUUUUUUUGUAUAUGUAGUCUUGUGAAUGGAUUAUAUAUGUGGUUAUUACAAGUUUCUUUGUAAAACCCAAUGAUGUGGAAUUUUUGUAAUGAUAUUCACUCUUUUUUGCUUGUA
Helianthus annuus (common sunflower) is the source of this 1646-nucleotide messenger RNA. RefSeq names its product probable serine/threonine-protein kinase PIX13. The transcript is spliced from 6 exons. The record is from RefSeq and is a predicted model, not a curated record. Bases 208 to 1347 code for a protein of 379 amino acids. NCBI's taxonomy places the organism in Eukaryota, Viridiplantae, Streptophyta, Magnoliopsida, Asterales, Asteraceae. Gene Ontology annotation, biological process: protein phosphorylation. Gene Ontology annotation, molecular function: protein kinase activity; ATP binding.